Aspergillus steynii IBT 23096 is the source of this 3136-nucleotide messenger RNA. RefSeq lists its product as uncharacterized. Gene Ontology annotation, biological process: nuclear inner membrane organization. The transcript is spliced from 3 exons. The record is from RefSeq and is a predicted model, not a curated record. NCBI's taxonomy places the organism in Eukaryota, Fungi, Ascomycota, Eurotiomycetes, Eurotiales, Aspergillaceae. Bases 59 to 2668 code for a protein of 869 amino acids. Gene Ontology annotation, cellular component: nuclear inner membrane; chromosome, centromeric core domain; mitotic spindle pole body.
UCAUCAUCAACUUCCUCCUCCCCGAAUCCUGCCAUGUUCCCUGGCCCUGCGCCUUGAAAUGGCUCCCCUCUUCGCCAAGCGUUUGAAUUGCUUCUACUGCGGUCGUCGAUCUGCUCAGACCGAUCGCGACUCCGUCCGCAAAUGGCGUUGCACCCACUGCGAAGCAGUCAACUAUCUCGAUGAAAAAGGAGAGAUCACAGACCCCCCCGCUACGGAAACGAAUCCCAAUGUGUACGGCCCUGGCGCGCCCGAACCCCCGUUCGAGUCGGCCGACUUGACGGGGUCCGGCUUAUUCUGUUCCCACUGUGUCCGCAAUCAGCACCUGUUUACGAAUGGCCUGGCCUCUUAUUUCCCCGCAGCCGACGACCCUGAAUACGGCGCCUAUGAACGCGAAUACCCGAAAUUCCGAAAGAAUCUCGAGGAGCGGUAUCCACAGGUGUGCACUCGAUGCGAGCCUCGUGUGAGACAGCGCAUCCGGCAGACGGGAUAUGAGGCGAAAUCCGACCAUCUCCGUCGCAUGAUGGAACGAAGCAAGGAGGGCAGAGCCGCAAGACAGGCACGCAACUGGAACUGGAGAAGUUUGCUGGUAUUUGGGGGCGCCAUGGGCUACUGGAUUAGCAUUGCUGGUCAACUUUCCUGGGACCUGUGGAGUGCCCUGACGGCUGUCAUCGACGAGGAUUCUCUGCGAGCCCCGGACGCGUUUUCCGGGUCGUCUCCUUCCAUAUUAUCUUGUGCCUCGCAGACUCUAUGGACGCGUCAACUGCCAAGCGACUGCAUGAUCGACCUCGCGCCCUACGCCGGACUGUCUCUUGUCGCAGGUAUUCUUUCGCUGUGGUAUAACCCGAAACUGCGACUGAAGGUUGAAGGGCGAGGUGGCCGCUUCGUGGGUCUGGGUGAGUAUUAUAAGGUACAGCUAAUUACCACGGUGGUGCGAUGUGUCUUCUGGGGUGUUCUCAGAGAUCCCUCGUCGAGUGGGCUUGAUCCGUCGUUGCCAUCUGCUCUUCACUGGUUUAUGGUCUUGUUCACAGUCUUGUCUGUUGUCGUCUCCCGGCGCAUCGUGCAAUAUGACACUCGGCCGCUGGUGACAUGGACCGACCUUACGCCGGCACCUACUCCGCAACGCAAAGUCGCUGCAUCGCCUCUACCAGGUAGCAGCAGCAAGAUGUCUUCUAUGACCCCAAAUGGAAGCCUGAAUCAGACCACGCCACGAUUCCCUCUUGAGAAAUUGGCCACCCCUCAGCCUACCCCCCAGCCUACUCCCCAAAGGGAGCCAGCGAUCCCCACUCCGCCGCCGGAAGGCGAUGACAUGGACUGGACUCCGUCCGUGCAGCAGCAUGAUAUCAGACCGGCAGUCAGCGUCCAGUCGAAAGACCGAAGCUCUGUUCUUGACGGCCCUCUGCCUUUCUACGGUUCACUCCCUGCUGCCCCGAAACCCCCUUCAUGGACACUGCGGACCCAAGCUGUUCAGCGCCAGAAGCCUCUUGAUCAAAUCGUCGAGCCUAAUCCAUUCCACCGCACGCCCACACAACCGUCCAAACAAUGGCAGCGAAACAAUGACACAGCCGACAACGUAUUUGCGCCUCCGAAGUUCUUCCCCAUGAGUGACCAUGUUGCGUCAACCGGACUGGAAAACCUAUUCGACCGGACCUUUACCAUCAAAUCACCGGAGGACGAGGACGGCGAUGGCUGGCAGCCACGCCCGGAAACGGCAGACGCGCGAUCUCAAGCUCCCACGGACCUGAAGGGCUAUUUCAUCGUUCAGUAUCUUCGACUAGGGUUGCUGCUAGCUUCCAUUGCUUCGUGGCUGCUCUCCCAGCAUGAGCUGAUCGCGGUUCCUGGAAACUACAUUGAGGUUGGCUCACUCGGCAGCGCAAGUCUCCUGGCCGGAUUUGCGUUGCUGGAGGUUUUGAAGCAGCCCAUCGUGCAGUGGAACGGCAUGGAGAUUCUCGUCUACUUCGCCGAACUCGUGGCGGCGGUUCACUUGGGUGGAAACCUCCCCCGGGCCUCCUUGGAGCGCCAUUAUUUCGACCGGUAUGGCAAACUGCUCCUGAUCUUUAUGGCCGUUCAGGAGGCGCUGGGCCUGCUUUCUCUCUACCAGCUCGCCGCUAGAAGCCCUGGCAAACAAGCCCAGCCUCCGAAAGAGCAGUCUGCAUCGACCGAGGCCUCGCGAGAGGACCCACCGCGCAGCCCUGCCCAGAUCGAGCAUGGCAGCCGCUUCGGCUCUCAGCCAUUUAAUUCCCCGUCGUCUGUGCCGCCUCUCUCCUUCUCCUCCAGCGUGACUGGGUCCAGCUUCAACCAACCCGUGGAGGUUCAGCAGCGAUCCGCCUUUGCGCCGCUCAAUAGCGGGUUCAGUAGCGGAUUCAACCGGGACCACAGCUUCAGCCUGAACAGCUUGAAGGACAACGAGUCCGAUGGCUCGGACGUCUUCGACCGCGACUCCGACACCGAGACCACUGCGACAGCUACCACCACGGCCACCAGCAAUACGAUUCGGAAUAUUCGGUAUGGGCGGAGCAACAAUGACAACAACUCUUCGCCCCGGAAGUCCGAACUUGGCUCCGGGUUUGGAGGCCUGAGUCUCGAGGACAAUCCUCGCCGAAUGACCCGCAGUCAAACGCAGCGGCUUCAGGGUAGCACUCGACGAACUCCAUUGAGGAAUCUUCGCUAAUGCUAUCUAUCGUCCUUUCUUUUUUGUGUCUUGUUUCUGUUUCAGUUUACAUGUACCGUGUCUCGGGACCGGCAGACUGUUCUAUUCCUAUCCUUAGUUUCUUCUUUUUUCUGUGAUUGGUUUGGCACCAAGGAGUCGAGCUAGUUGGCCGUGUAUUUGGAUAAGCGAUCUUGUUCGUUCAUUUGUUUUUUUUGGCUUUUGAUUUCGUUUCGUUUUUCGUUUAGGCUAUUUCUGAUCCUUGUACUUGCUACUCAUCUGUCUUCACCAGUUAUCUCUCCUUGUCUGUUUCCUUGCAUCGUGGCGGUGAUUAGCGUUGAUCUUUGCAUUCGUCUCUGCUUAUCCAAUCUCGUUCGCUCCUGCUGUCCGUUCAUGACACGAUCUGCAUGGCUGAGUGCGUGGAUGUAUAUACAUACCAGACCUCUCCGAAUAUGACUUACGACCUUGACUCCCUAGAAUCUAGAAUGAUGU